UGCGCAGCUGAAGGCUUGUGAGGAGGGCAGACAGACUGCGAGCCACCACGUACUACCCCAGCAAUGGAGGUCCUGGGUGUUGAUCUUACCCUGCCCCUGACUCUACUCGCGGGGUUCCUGGUGUUUGUAUACAUAUAUGGUAAAUGGCGGUUCCGCUUGAUGAGGAACGCGGGUAUUCCCGGUCCAGAACCUGACAUCUACUUAGGGGAUCUUCGGCGUACCAUGAGAGAUGGUUUCGACCUGGAGAACAAACUGGGCAAGCAGUAUGGAGACGUAUUCGGAUUCUGGUUAGGAGGCCUUCCCAUGGUCAACGUGUUUGACCCCGAUAUCCUAAAGGAGGUCCUGGUAAAGGACUUUAAGACCUUCACUGACAGAUUGUCGUUUGAACUCGAUGACUUCCCACUUUCCACUAAUCUGUUCAAUGUGCGAGGGGAAACAUGGAGAAGACUACGCAACAUCGUCAGUCCAACAUUCAGCGGUGUCAAGCUUCGACGGAUGUGUGCGGGACUUAACACAUGCGCUGGAAAACUAACCGAUAACUUUGCUGCCGCCGCCGAGUCAGGGGAAACCGUAGACGUGAAAACUUACUUUGGUGCUUUUUCCAUGGACUCCAUCGCCAGCACCGCUUUUGGCAUCGACACCCAGUCCCAAAAUAACCGUGAGAGCGGUUUCAUAACAGCAGCCAAGAAAGUAUUUGAGACUAAUGUUUUCGCAAACCCAGUGCUGUUCAUUGCACUGAUCUUUCCGAGUGUGCAACCACUGCUAGCAAAACUAGGGUUUUCAUCGAUACCUCGGGCAUCUAAGAAUUUUUUUGAGAACACUGCGAAAGACAUAAUCAAGCAAAGGCGGGCAGAACCGGAGGAAGAUCGACGUCGGAGGGGUGACUUCCUCCAGCUGAUGCUGAAUGCUGAGAGUGACGUCACAGAAAACGGGAACAAUGACAAAUCACAUAAGAAAAUGUCAACCGAUGAAAUGAUUGGCCAAGCAUUCAUGUUCUUUCUCGCUGGAUACGAAACUACGGCGAGCACUCUCCAGUACGUGGCGUACAUUUUGGCAACUCACCCCGACGUUCAACAGAAGAUGUCAGAAGAGAUAGAUUCAGUCCUCGGAGAUAAAGAACCGGACUAUGACAGCAUCCAUAACUUGGUGUAUAUGGAUCUAGUGGUGACCGAAACCCUGCGACUGUAUCCAGUUAUAGCAGAUUUGCAACGCUAUGUGCCUGAGACAACAACAAUCAAAGGCUGGACGUUCCCGAAGGGUGUCUACAUCAACGUCCCUGUUGUCCAGAUACACAGGAACCCGGACAUCUACCCAGAACCCUUGAAGUUCAAACCUGAAAGAUGGGAGAAAAAAUCUGAGAUGAAUCCGAUUUACUACCUGCCGUUUGGUCAAGGUCCACGUCAGUGUGUGGGAAUGAGGCUUGCCCUGGUGGAGGUCAAGGUCGCACUGGCUCGCCUCCUCAAGAGACUCCACUUUGUCCGACUGGCGGACACCCCGGAUAUACUGACAGAGUUCAAGGUCCUUGAUGUUUUUGCUCCAAAGAAGCCGAUCGAGUUGAAAGUGAAAUUCCGUUGAUCGGGAUAUAGUGAAUCCCAACAUCUACUGGAGUCACUAACACACAGUCCGCCUGUACAGACGUUUGUCGUAACCGGAGCUAGUUAAACAUAUUGUGCUCUAUCAGUCAAUGAAAGGGUUGGCUACUAGACAUUAUAAUCCCUCAGAUUUACAUGUAUCCUUAUUUACAGUUUACACAAUGACAGACGGAAAUGAAAGAAUGUAGAUAGUGAAAUAUGUACACUUAAAUUUUGUUGUCUAAGUAUGUACAUUCUUAUGGAUACUUUCGUUUUCGAUGACGGUAAAGCGAUAUGUUUAUGUAUGUGCUUGUGGCUUGACUAUUGAC
Haliotis rubra (blacklip abalone) is the source of this 1900-nucleotide messenger RNA. RefSeq names its product cytochrome P450 3A29-like. The coding region runs from base 64 to 1575 and encodes 503 amino acids. The transcript is spliced from 14 exons. The record is from RefSeq and is a predicted model, not a curated record. Gene Ontology annotation, molecular function: heme binding; steroid hydroxylase activity; iron ion binding. Lineage: Eukaryota; Metazoa; Mollusca; Gastropoda; Lepetellida; Haliotidae.